AUGAAGCAAGGGUUGCCGGGCUUACAUGGGUGCAAACAAAGAGACGCGCUCAAAACUGAACCCCAGAGUCCAUCGCCCACUAAGAACCCCAGGAUCCCACGCCCUCACCCCAAUUUGAACCCCCAGGAUCCCACGCCCUCACCACCCUUUAAACCCCAGGGUCCCACGCCCUCACCACCCUUUAAACCCCAGGAUCCCACGCCCUCACCACCCUUUAAACCCCAUGAUCCCACUCCCUUACCACCCUUAGAACCCCAGGAUCCCACUCCCUCACCACCCUUUAAACCCCAUGAUCCCACUCCCUUACCACCCUUAGAACCCCAGGAUCCCACUCCCUUACCACCCUUAGAACCCCAGGAUCCCACUCCCUCACCACCUUUAGAACCCCAGGAUCCCACUCCCUUACCACCCUUAGAACCCCAGGAUCCCACUCCCUCACCCCAAUUUGAACCCCCAGGAUCCCACUCCCUCACCACCCUUAGAACCCCAGGAUCCCACUCCCUUACCACCCUUAGAACCCCAGGAUCCCACUCCCUCACCACCUUUAGAACCCCAGGAUCCCACUCCCUUACCACCCUUAGAACCCCAGGAUCCCACUCCCUCACCCCAAUUUGA
This is a messenger RNA of Physella acuta, 615 nucleotides long. RefSeq lists its product as uncharacterized. NCBI's taxonomy places the organism in Eukaryota, Metazoa, Mollusca, Gastropoda, Physidae. The record is from RefSeq and is a predicted model, not a curated record.